CGCACACAGUACGCCGGCCGUACAGCUCCACUCCUUUCAAAGCACCACCAUCUGAUUUACGACUAGGGUACGCUUCUUCUUCGCAUAGGAAAACCCGCAGGCCGGUCACUCUAAGAGGAAGAAAGAGACCCGUGAACACCGUGCAAAGAUGGGUCGCUCCAGCCGCAUCGAGUUUUGCUGCUGCGCCAUUCCGCUCAUCAAUGUAGGCUCCUACACCAUCUGUGCGCAGUUUGCCAUUGUGGCCUUCUGCACCCUCAUUCUCUCCGUUGCGCCGCCGAGCAUCGUCGCUGCCACGGGCUCCCUGCCUGCCGGCUGGCCAAAGUUCAUCGUCCUCGUCCUCGCCCUCGCCGUGCUCCUCUGGCAGAUUGUCGGCGUCGUCGCCAUUCGUCGCGAGCGCACCGGGCUCUACCGCAGCUACAUUCGCAUCAACUUCCUGCUCACGCUCGUCACCAUUGUCGUCACCACGGCCUUCUUCGCCGUGGCCGCUGCACGACACAGCGUGGCCCUCGACAGCUGCGACGCCGCCUACGGCAGCUCCCCCGACGGCAACACCAUCACCGAGCUCAGUGACGUCGGCCGGACGAUCUGCAACGUCUUCAUCUGGGUCCAGGUGGGCGCCAUGGGCAUCCUGCUGCUCGUCAUUGGCCUCAUGCAGCUCUACAUGUGCGUCCUGCAGCGCGCUUACGGCAAGGAGAUGCGUCGGGCCGCGCAAGAGUUCAAAAGCUACUCCGGGCCUGGUGACGAGAUCCCACUGGCCACGCGCGAGUCGGCCGUCUGGGAGCCACAGAGCGUGCCUGCCACGAGGGGCGCCGGUGGCCUCGGCCAGGGUGGCGGUGCGUCGUCCGACGAUUCGGAGCACGCGCGCAUCGGUGGUGGCGGGGUCGGCGGCCGCGGCGCCGACGACAGCUAUGCUGCCUAUCGCUAUGGCGACGAGACGAGGGGCGGACAGGCGUACUACUACGGCGAUGCGACGAGGGGAGGUGCUGAUCAGGCCUACUACGGCGGCGACGAGUCGAGGGACGACCAUCAGGCCUACUACGGCCGGCGCGGCUCGACCCAGCCCCAGGCCUACGAGACGUACGGCCAGCCGCAGGGCGGCUACUAUGGCCACCACAAGAACCAGCAGUCGGCCAGCUACUAUGCGCAGUAGUAGUCUUUCUCCCCCUCCUGUAUAAUUUGCCCCUUUUUCCCUCUCUUUUGCGUCUCACUCUCGUCUCACUAUCGUAAUUCAAAUGGACAUUGGUGUACACAUUAUCUCAGGCCCAGACUCAAACAAAGGCUCUGCUCUGC
Molecule: messenger RNA, 1290 nt
Organism: Acaromyces ingoldii
Lineage: Eukaryota; Fungi; Basidiomycota; Exobasidiomycetes; Exobasidiales; Cryptobasidiaceae
Exons: 3
Coding region: 149-1150 (333 amino acids)
Source: RefSeq, a predicted model, not a curated record